AAAGCCAAGUGUUGCAUGCAGCUGCUGAAGGCAGGAAAAAGGCAGAGCUUACACCCAAGAAAAGUCAAGCCAGAGAAGGGAACUGCUGCUAAUUGCUUGUGCUGCUGCUCCUUAACAAAUAUCAGAGAUGAAGUGACUAUCCUGGUAGGGAAUAACCAUUACUGCCCAUUGUAUCGAGAGCAAGGCUAAAGGAUAAAAGUUAAUUAAAUAACACACGUCAGGAAGAAGAAAGGAUCUUCUGGUACCCAUCAUUCUAAUAUGAGAUUUCAAGGAGGUGUGAUGAGCUCAGACAUGUUGCUGCUGCUUUGGAUAACUGUAGGUGCAUACUUUACUCCUACUGCAAGUAGGUUUGCAGAAUUUACAAGCUCAAGAGGACCCAGGCAAUUUGUAUCAUCUCCAAACACACAUGGUUUAUGUCGAUAUGGAACCAAAACUGAAUGCUGCUAUGGAUGGAAACGAAACAGCAAGGGACAAUGUGAAGCUGUGUGUGAGGAAGGUUGUAAGCAUGGUGAAUGUGUUGGGCCAAACAAAUGCAAAUGUUUUCCUGGAUUUACUGGAAGGAGCUGCAGUCAAGAUCUGAAUGAAUGUGGUCUUAAGCCUCGUCCCUGUGAACAUAGGUGUAUGAACACUCAUGGCAGCUACAAGUGUUAUUGUCUUAAUGGCUACAUGUUGAUGCCAGAUGGCUCUUGUUCAAACUCCAGGACUUGUGGAAUGGCAAACUGCCAGUAUGGCUGUGAAGAAGUCAAGGGGGAGGUGCGAUGUUCAUGCCCAUCCAGCGGACUGCAGCUGGGGCCAGAUGGAAGAAAUUGUAUAGAUAUUGACGAAUGUGCAGCUGGAAAAGUUACUUGUCCUUUUAAUAGAAGAUGCGUGAAUACUUUUGGAAGCUAUUAUUGCAAGUGCCAGAGUGGUUAUGAAUUAAAGUAUGUGAAUGGCAGAUAUGAUUGUGUGGAUCUAAAUGAGUGCCUAAUGAAGACUCAUAAGUGCAGCCCUCACAGUGAUUGCCUCAAUACCCCAGGCUCCUAUAAAUGCCGAUGUAAACAAGGAUACAAGGGUAGCGGAUACCAGUGUUCAGCUGUUCCAGAUAAACCUGUGAAAGAAGGGCCUAAAAUAGUUGGAAGUGCAAAAGACACAAUAAAGAAACUGUUGGCACAUAAGAACGGCCUAAAGAGGAAUGAAGACAUAAAAAAUGUAAUACCUGAAUUGGUUGUAACACCAUCUCCAAAACCACGUCUACAGCCAUUUGACUAUGUGGAUGGAGUUUACAUAGGAGAACCUUACAAAGAGAAGGAAGAAGACAGAGAAGAGGAGGAAGACCAGGAUGACAAUGAAGAUGAAGAGGAUGAUGGAGAUGAUGAUGAAGAUGAGGAUGACUAUGAAAAUACAAUUGUACAAAAGAAAACACUGAGAGGUGAUGUGUUUGCUCUACAGGUUAAGGAGAAGGUGAGAGAAGAGCCUGCUUAUAGCCCACAAGCAGUAAAUGUAAAGGCCCUCCUGCAGAAAUCAGAAGAAAUGUAUGUUGACUGCAGCUUUGACCGUGGAGCUUGUGACUGGAAACAGGAAACUGAAGAUGAUUUUGACUGGAAGCAAACAGAACGAAGCCAGGGUACAGGAUUUUAUAUGUCAGUUCCGGCAAAUGUAGGUCUCAGGAAAGAGAUUGGACGGCUCAGCUUUCCAUUACCAAGCUUGAAGGCAGAUAACAAUUUUUGUUUGGCAUUCACCUACCAAAUGACUGGAGAAAGAUUUGGCAAACUGCGUGUGUUUGUGAAUGAGGGCAACAAUCCAGCAUGGGAAGAACACAAAAGUAGGGAUGAAAGAUGGAGGAUAGCAAAAAUUGAAAUACCCAUGGCCCACAACAGAACUACUCAAACUAUUACAUUUGAAGCUGAACGUGGAAAAGGAAAAGCUGGAGAGAUAUCGCUGGACAAUGUCUUCCUUGUCACUAGUCCAUGCCCUGAAGAUUGAACCUGAUGUUAUUUUAUAUAACUGUACUGUAUGCCAA
Messenger RNA from Nanorana parkeri, 1999 nucleotides. RefSeq names its product EGF like domain multiple 6 (gene EGFL6). The transcript is spliced from 12 exons. The coding region runs from base 259 to 1962 and encodes 567 amino acids. Lineage: Eukaryota; Metazoa; Chordata; Amphibia; Anura; Dicroglossidae. The record is from RefSeq and is a predicted model, not a curated record. Gene Ontology annotation, cellular component: membrane. Gene Ontology annotation, molecular function: calcium ion binding.